Molecule: messenger RNA, 7010 nt
Organism: Dictyostelium purpureum
Lineage: Eukaryota; Evosea; Eumycetozoa; Dictyosteliales; Dictyosteliaceae
Product: pre-mRNA processing factor 8
Exons: 4
Coding region: 1-6960 (2319 amino acids)
Biological process (GO): mRNA splicing, via spliceosome; spliceosomal tri-snRNP complex assembly
Cellular component (GO): U5 snRNP; catalytic step 2 spliceosome
Molecular function (GO): U2 snRNA binding; U5 snRNA binding; U1 snRNA binding
Source: RefSeq, a predicted model, not a curated record
AUGGAUCAAGAUCAUUCAAAUUCAAAUUUAGAUGAAAAAUCAAGAAAAUGGAUUCAAUUAAAUAAUAAGAAAUAUAGUGAAAAAAGAAAAUUUGGGGUUGUAGAGAUUAGAAAGGAGGAUAUGCCACCAGAGCAUCUUAGAAAGAUUAUUAAGGAUCAUGGUGAUAUGUCCAAUAGAAAGUUUAAGGAUGAUAAAAGAGUAUAUUUGGGUGCACUCAAGUAUAUGCCACAUGCAAUUUUAAAGUUGUUAGAAAAUAUGCCAAUGCCAUGGGAACAAGUUAAAUAUGUCAAGGUAUUAUAUCAUUUAUCUGGUGCAAUUACAUUUGUUAACGAAAUCCCAUUAGUUAUAGAGCCAGUUUAUAUCUCUCAAUGGGCAACAAUGUGGGUAACCAUGAGAAGAGAAAAGAGAGAUCGUAAACAUUUCCGUCGUAUGAAGUUUCCAUGUUUUGAUGAUGAAGAGCCACCAUUAGACUAUGCUGAUAACAUUUUAGACAUUGAAGUUGAAGACCCUGUUCAAAUGGACUUGGACGAAAAUGAUGAUGAGGCUGUUAUUGAUUGGUUUUAUGAUUCGAAACCAUUAGUUAAUUCAAAAUAUGUAAAUGGCACAAGUUAUAAGAAAUGGAGAUUAGAUUUACCAAUUAUGUCAGCAUUAUAUAGAUUAGCAUCACCAUUACUCAGUGAUUUAACAGAUAGCAAUUAUUUUUAUUUAUUUGAUGAUAAUAGUUUUAUGACAUCAAAAGCAUUAAAUAUGGCAAUUCCAGGUGGUCCAAAAUUUGAACCAUUAUUCCGUGAUGUCGAUGAUGACGAUGAAGAUUGGAACGAAUUUAAUGAUAUUAAUAAGAUCAUUAUUAGAAAUAAAAUUAGAACUGAAUAUAAAAUUGCAUUCCCAUAUCUUUAUAAUAGUAGACCACGUAAAGUUAAAAUUCCACAUUAUCAUCAACCAAAUAAUUGUUAUAUCAAGAAUGAUUCACCAGAUUUACCAGGAUUUUACUUUAGUCCAGCAUUAAACCCAAUUCCAUCAUAUAAAACAAAUAAAAAUGAUCAAUCAGAAUAUGGUGAUGAGGAUGAUGAAUUCAUUUUACCAGAAGAAAUAGAACCAAUUUUAGAAGAACAUGAAUUUAAUAAAGAAAAUACAGCAAAUGGUUUACAAUUAUAUUGGGCACCAAGACCAUUCAAUUUAAGAUCAGGUAGAACAAGAAGAGCAGAGGAUAUUCCAUUGGUUAAAUCAUGGUAUAGAGAACAUUGUCCACAAGAACAUCCAAUCAAAGUACGUGUCAGUUAUCAAAAAUUAUUAAAAUGCCAUAUUUUAAAUAAAUUACAUCAUCGUAGACCCAAAGCUCAAUCCAAAAAGAAUUUAUUCAAAUCAUUAAAAGCUACUAAAUUUUUCCAAUCUACAGAAAUUGAUUGGGUAGAGGCAGGUCUUCAAGUUUGUCGUCAAGGUUACAACAUGCUUAAUCUUUUAAUUCACAGAAAGAAUUUAAAUUAUUUACAUUUAGAUUACAACUUUUAUUUAAAACCAAUUAAAACUCUUACAACUAAGGAAAGAAAGAAAUCUAGAUUUGGUAAUGCAUUCCAUUUAUGUCGUGAAAUUUUACGUCUCACUAAAUUGGUAGUUGAUGUUCACGUUAAAUUUAGAUUAGGUGAUGCUGAUGCUUUUCAAUUGGCCGAUGCCAUUCAAUAUUUAUUCUCUCAUUUAGGUUUAUUAACUGGUAUGUACAAAUACAAGUACCGUUUAAUGAGACAAAUCCGUAUGUGUAAAGAUCUCAAACAUUUAAUUUAUUACCGUUUCAAUACUGGUGCUGUUGGUAAAGGUCCUGGUUGUGGUUUCUGGGCUCCAAUGUGGAGAGUAUGGCUCUUCUUUUUACGUGGUAUCGUACCAUUACUCGAAAGAUGGUUGGGUAAUCUUUUAGCAAGACAAUUUGAAGGUAGACAAACUAAAGGUAUGGCUAAAACUCUCACAAAACAACGUGUUGAAAGUCAUUUCGAUUACGAGCUUCGUGCUGCAGUUGUUCAUGAUAUCCUUGAUAUGAUGCCAGAAGGUAUCAAGGCCAAUAAGUCACGUGUUAUUCUUCAACAUUUAGCAGAGGCUUGGAGAUGUUGGAAAGCAAAUAUCCCAUGGAAAGUACCAGGUCUCCCAAUUCCAAUCGAAAAUAUGAUUCUCCGUUAUGUUAAAUCCAAGGCUGAUUGGUGGACUAAUGUCGCUCAUUACAAUCGUGAACGUAUUAAGCGUGGUGCUACCGUCGAUAAAACUGCCGCUAAAAAGAAUUUAGGUCGUCUCACUCGUCUUUGGUUAAAGGCUGAACAAGAACGUCAACAUAAUUAUCUUAAAGAUGGUCCAUACGUUUCAGCUGAAGAGGCUGUUGCUAUUUAUACUACCACUGUCCAUUGGUUAGAAAAACGUAGAUUCUCUGCAAUUCCAUUCCCACAAACAUCAUAUAAACACGAUAUUAAAAUUCUUACAUUGGCUUUAGAACGUCUUAAAGAAGCCUAUAGUGUCAAGUCACGUUUAAAUCAAUCCCAAAGAGAAGAGCUUUCAUUAGUUGAACAAGCAUACGAUAAUCCACACGAUGCUUUAGCUCGUAUUAAGAGACAUUUAUUAACUCAACGUACUUUCAAAGAGGUCGGUAUAGAAUUUAUGGAUAUGUACACUCAUUUAGUUCCAAUCUUCGAUGUAGAUCCAUUUGAAAAGAUCACCGAUGCCUAUUUAGAUCAAUACCUUUGGUAUGAAGCUGAUAAACGUCAAUUAUUCCCUAACUGGGUUAAACCAUCAGAUAAUGAACCACCACCAGUUUUAAUUCAUAAAUGGUGUCAAGGUAUUAAUAAUCUUGAUAAUAUUUGGGAAACAAAUAAUGGAGAAUGUGUAGUACUUUUAGAAACUCAGUUUAGCAAAGUUUAUGAAAAGAUGGAUCUUACUCUUAUGAAUCGUCUUCUUCGUUUAAUUGUAGAUCAAAAUAUUGCCGAUUACAUGUCUGGUAAAAACAAUAUCGUCAUCAACUAUAAAGAUAUGAACCAUACCAAUUCAUAUGGUCUCAUUCGUGGUCUUCAAUUUGCUUCAUUUAUUUUCCAAUAUUAUGGUUUAGUAUUGGAUCUUUUAGUAUUGGGCUUAAAUCGUGCUUCUGAAAUUGCAGGUCCACCAAAUCUUCCAAAUGCAUUCUUAACCUAUCCAAAUGUCGAAACAGAAACCAAACAUCCAAUUCGUUUAUAUAGUCGUUACGUAGAUCGUAUCCAUGUACUUUAUCGUUUCGAUGCUGAACAAGCCAGAGACCUUAUUCAACGUUAUAUGUCAGAACAUCCAGAUCCAAAUAAUGAAAACGUUGUUGGUUAUAAUAAUAAGAAAUGUUGGCCACGUGAUUGCCGUAUGCGUUUAAUGAAGCAUGACGUAAAUUUAGGUAGAGCUGUAUUCUGGGGUAUUAAAAAUCGUUUACCACGUUCAUUAACUACCAUCGAAUGGGAAGAUAGUUUCGUUUCAGUAUAUAGUAAAGACAAUCCAAAUCUUUUAAUGAAUAUGUGUGGUUUCGAUAUUCGUAUUCUUCCAAAAUGCCGUACACCAGCAGAUCAAUUAGUACCAAAAGAUGCAGUUUGGAGUCUUCAAAAUGUAAAUACUAAAGAACGUACCGCUCAAGCAUUCCUUCGUGUUGAUAAAGAUUCACAAGAUCGUUUCGAAAAUCGUAUUCGUAUGAUUUUAAUGGCAAGUGGUUCAACUACUUUUACCAAGAUUGUAAAUAAAUGGAAUACUGCAUUGAUUGGUCUUAUGACUUAUUUCCGUGAAGCUGUUGUUACAACUCGUGAAAUGUUAGAAAUUUUAGUACGUUGUGAAAAUAAAAUUCAAACUCGUGUUAAAAUUGGUUUAAACAGUAAGAUGCCAAAUCGUUUCCCACCAGUCGUAUUUUACACUCCAAAAGAAUUGGGUGGUUUAGGUAUGUUAAGUAUGGGUCAUGUUUUAAUUCCACAAAGUGACCUUCGUUAUUCACGUCAAACAGAUUCCGGUAUCACCCAUUUCACAUCAGGUAUGAGCCAUGACGAAGAUCAAUUAAUUCCAAAUCUUUAUCGUUACAUUCAACCAUGGGAACAAGAAAUUAAAGAUUCACAAAGAGUAUGGGCCGAAUAUGCUAUCAAAUACGAAGAAGCCAAAUCUCAAAAUAAAAACCUUACACUCGAAGAUCUUGAGGAUUCAUGGGAUCGUGGUAUUCCACGUAUUAAUACAUUGUUCCAAAAGAGUCGUCACACCUUGGCUUAUGAUAAGGGUUGGAGAGUUCGUACCGAUUGGAAACAAUAUCAAGUUCUCAAAAAUAAUCCAUUCUGGUGGACUAAUCAACGUCAUGAUGGUAAACUUUGGAAUCUUAACAAUUAUCGUACAGAUAUCAUUCAAGCAUUGGGUGGUGUAGAAGGUAUUUUAGAACAUACAUUAUUCAAAGGUACAUAUUUCCCAACCUGGGAGGGUUUGUUCUGGGAAAAAGCCUCAGGUUUUGAAGAGUCUAUGAAAUAUAAGAAAUUAACACAUGCCCAACGUUCUGGUCUUAAUCAAAUUCCAAAUCGUCGUUUCACUUUAUGGUGGUCACCAACUAUUAAUCGUAAGAAUGUCUACGUUGGUUUCCAAGUUCAAUUAGAUCUUACUGGUAUUUUCAUGCAUGGUAAAAUUCCAACUCUUAAAAUCUCUUUAAUUCAAAUUUUCCGUGCCCAUCUUUGGCAAAAGAUUCAUGAAUCUUUAGUUAUGGAUCUUUGUCAAGUUUUCGAUCAAGAAUUAGAUAAUCUCGAAAUCUCUGUUGUAAAUAAAGAAGCUAUUCAUCCACGUAAAUCUUAUAAAAUGAAUUCUUCAUGUGCUGAUAUUCUUUUACGUGCUACCCACAAAUGGCAAGUUUCACGUCCAUCAUUGUUAACCGAUAAUCGUGAUAGCUACGAUAGUUCAACUACUCAAUAUUGGUUAGAUGUUCAAUUAAAAUGGGGUGAUUUCGAUUCACACGAUAUUGAAAGAUACAGUAGAGCCAAAUUCCUUGAUUACACUACCGAUUCAAUGUCACUCUAUCCAUCACCAACUGGUUGUUUAAUUGGUUUAGAUUUAGCCUAUAACAUGUAUAGUGCUUUUGGUAAUUGGUUCUUGGGUGUUAAACCAUUAGUCCAAAAAGCAAUGGCCAAAAUAUUAAAAUCAAAUCCAGCUCUCUAUGUAUUACGUGAACGUAUUCGUAAAGGUCUUCAAUUAUACAGUUCUGAACCAACUGAGCCAUAUCUUUCUUCACAAAACUUUGGUGAAUUAUUCAGUAAUAAAAUCAUGUGGUUUGUUGAUGAUUCAAAUGUAUAUCGUGUAACUAUCCAUAAAACUUUCGAAGGUAAUUUAACAACUAAACCAAUCAAUGGUGCAAUUUUCAUUUUCAAUCCACGUACUGGUCAAUUAUUCCUCAAAAUUAUUCAUACUGAUGUAUGGUUAGGUCAAAAACGUCUUGGUCAAUUAGCUAAAUGGAAAACUGCUGAAGAAGUUGCUGCUCUUAUUCGUUCACUUCCAGUCGAAGAACAACCAAAACAAAUCAUUGCUACUCGUAAAGGUAUGAUGGAUCCAUUAGAGGUACAUCUUUUAGAUUUCCCAAAUAUCGUUAUUCAAGGUAGUGAAUUACAACUUCCAUUCCAAGCUUGCUUAAAGGUAGAGAAAUUUGGUGACCUCAUUUUGAAGGCUACAGAGCCAAAAAUGGUACUCUUUAAUAUCUAUGAUGAUUGGUUAAGCACCAUUCAUUCAUACACUGCUUUCCUCCGUCUCAUUUUAAUUUUAAGAGCCUUACACGUUAAUCUCGAACGUACAAAGAUUAUUUUGAAACCAAAUAAGAAUGUUAUAACCCAACCACAUCACAUUUGGCCAACAUUAACCGAACAAGAAUGGCUCACUGUCGAAUCACAACUCAAAGAUUUAAUUUUAGCAGAUUUUGGUAAAAGAAAUAAUGUUAAUGUAGCUUCACUCACCCAAUCAGAAAUUAGAGAUAUUAUUUUAGGUAUGGAAAUUUCAGCACCAUCUCAACAACGUGAAGAUCAAAUUGCAGAAAUUGAAAAACAAAAACAAGAAGCCUCACACUUAACUGCAGUUACAGUUCGUACAACUAAUGUUCAUGGUGAAGAAAUUAUUUCAACAGCCACAAGUCCACAUGAACAAAAAGUAUUUUCAUCUAAAACCGAUUGGCGUGUACGUGCAAUCUCUGCAACCAAUCUUCAUUUACGUACCAAUCAAAUUUAUGUUAAUUCAGAUUUAGCUAAAGAAGGUGGUUUCACAUAUGUUAUGCCAAAGAAUAUCCUCAAAAAAUUCAUUACUAUUGCAGAUCUUAGAACUCAAAUUAUGGGUUAUAUCUAUGGUGUAAGUCCACCUGACAAUUCACAAGUUAAAGAAAUUCGUUGUAUAGUUUUAGUUCCACAAUGGGGUACCCCAGUUCAUAUUACAGUUCCAAAUCAAUUACCAGAACAUGAAUAUCUUAAAGAUUUAGAACCAUUAGGUUGGAUUCAUACACAACCAACAGAGUUACCACAACUAUCACCACAAGAUGUCAUUAUGCACUCAAAGAUUAUGUCUGAUAAUAAACAAUGGGAUGGUGAAAAAACAAUUGUAAUGUCUGUAUCAGUUGCUUGGCCAUGUACAUUAACUGCUUAUCAUUUAACACCAAAUGGUUAUGAAUGGGGUAAAAAUAAUAAAGAUUCACUCAAUUAUCAAGGUUAUCAGCCAUCAUUCUAUGAAAAAGUUCAAAUGUUAUUAUCCGAUCGUUUCCUUGGCUUUUAUAUGGUACCUGACCGUGGUUCAUGGAAUUACAAUUUCAUGGGUGUAAAACAUAGCGCCAAUAUGACUUAUGGUUUGAAAUUAGAUACCCCAAAGAAUUUCUACGACGAAUCUCACAGACCAUCACAUUUCCAAAAUUGGACUCAAAUGGCACCCUCAACUAAUGAUGAUCAAUCAAAUGAUAACGAGCCAGAUACCGAAGAUUUAUUUGAAUAAUCACAUAAAUUAAUUACCAAUAAAUUUGUAAAAAAAACAUAUUUUAAAAU